Amblyraja radiata (thorny skate) is the source of this 1343-nucleotide messenger RNA. It is a transcript of the gene eif3hb, whose product is annotated as eukaryotic translation initiation factor 3, subunit H, b. Gene Ontology annotation, cellular component: eukaryotic translation initiation factor 3 complex; cytoplasm. The transcript has 8 exons. Gene Ontology annotation, molecular function: translation initiation factor activity; metallopeptidase activity; protein binding. The coding region runs from base 30 to 1160 and encodes 376 amino acids. NCBI's taxonomy places the organism in Eukaryota, Metazoa, Chordata, Chondrichthyes, Rajiformes, Rajidae. The record is from RefSeq and is a predicted model, not a curated record.
GCUCCUUUCCGCUACCUCUCUGGUGUAAGAUGGCGGCGCGGAGGGAAGCUGGAGCAGCAACGGCGGCGACCACCGGCACCAGCACCAGCGCCAGCACCAGCGCGCCGACCACGGCAGCGGCAGUGGUAGCGGCAGCGGCAGCGGCGCCAACAACAACAGCGGCGGCGGCGGCAGCAGCAGCGGCGGCGGCCGGGCUCGAUUCUCCCGUCAAACAGGUCCAGAUCGACGGUCUCGUUGUCCUGAAGAUCAUUAAACAUUUCCAGGAGGAGGGGCAAGGUAACGAAGUGGUCCAAGGUGUACUUCUAGGACUUGUGGUGGACGAUCGGCUUGAAAUUACCAACUGUUUCCCCUUCCCUCAGCAUACUGAGGAGGAUGCUGACUUUGAUGAAGUUCAGUACCAAAUGGAAAUGAUGAGAAGCUUGCGUCAUGUUAACAUUGACCACCUCCAUGUUGGCUGGUAUCAGUCAACUUACUAUGGUUCUUUCGUCAGCCGAGCUCUUUUGGACUCCCAGUUUAGUUACCAACAUGCGAUAGAAGAGUCUGUGGUCCUCAUCUACGAUCCAAUCAAAACUGCACAGGGCUCUCUUUCACUGAAAGCUUAUCGACUGACUCCAAAAUUAAUGGAAGUUUGCAAAGAGAAAGAUUUCACUCCUGAAGGAAUAAAGAAAGCACUCAUUACUUCCGAGAAUAUGUUUGAAGAAGUGCCCAUUACUAUCAAGAAUUCUCACCUUGUCAAUGUUCUGCUUUGGGAACUAGAAGAAAAAUCAAGUGUGUCUGAAAAGCAAGAACUUCUCAAUUUGGCUAGUGGAAAUCAUCUCGAGAAGAACCUCCAGCUUUUAAUGGACAGAGUGGAUGAAAUGAGCCAAGAUAUCAUUAAGUAUAAUACUUACAUGAGGAAUGUAAGUAAGCAGCAGCAACAGAAACAGCAAUAUCUUCACAGACGGCAGCUGGAAAAUACCCAACGGCAGACCAGAGGGGAGACACCAUUGCCAGAAGAGGACUCCAGCAAGUUAUUCAAACCACCUCAACCACCACCAAGACUGGAAACACUGCUUGUUGCAGGACAAAUUAAUGCCUAUUGCCAGCAGAUCAAGGAGUUCACAUCACAGAGCAUGGGCAAAUUAUUCAUGGCUGAAGCUCUUCAAGGUCAUAACAGCUGAAGUCUCAGUUGGAAAUGCUGCAGCUCAACGUGGUUUCCAAUACCAGAUCCAACAAAAUUCCAUUCUGAAAGGCUGCCUUGUCUAUAAAGCCAGUUCUGCACAUCCAAAACAGAUAGUGGAGGUUCAGUUGCCUCCAGUUUGUACGAAUGCAGUGAAAAUAAAUAAAUGAAUUUGAUGAUCACA